GACAUGAUCGAUAUCGUCAACAUGAUGUUUCUGGAUUCGCCGGAGAGCGGGGAGGGCUCCUCCACUCGCUUUCUGUCCCAGUCGCACCCGGACGAGGUGCAGCAGAUCAAGCUGGCUGCUGGCACCUUCAUCAUCAUGGCUCUCUUCUUCCACCAGCAGUCCUAUCCGAGUGUUGCCUACCAGGGCGGUUCGAACAAGAGCCAGGAGCUCGCCGCCCCGGAUGUGGUGAAGGCGCGCAAGCGUUCGGCCAUCAUCAGCAUUCUCCUGGUUGAUCUCCCUUUUUUUACAAUCAGGACUUACAUCUAUGUCCUGGCCCUGUCCAUCCCAGACACUCAAGUUGUGUUCUUGGAGGGUCAGGAAGUGCCGAGGCCGCAGCUCGACAAGUGGUGGGUCAAGAACGUCCUUUGCAUGAUGCUUCAGGCCAUGCAGCUUCGAUUCGUACAGCAGGCAGAAUCAGAGAGAUCUCAAAGCCUGCGCUGGUGGGAUCUGCGGAGACAGGGCGAUGCUGGGGCCGGAACUGCCAGUCUGAGGAAGAUCGAGUAUGACGACAACCUCCUCAAGGCCUACAAAGCAGCCUAUGGCCCCACGGGCGACUACCCGAACAAGCUCGAGUACGCCUUCGCCGAGCUGGCGGCCUACAGCGACACUAUGACGCUCUCACCGACUUCUGAGGCGAGACGUGUCAGCGGGCGAAUCAGGCAUUGCCUUGUGGGCUCCUUUCUGAUCUGA
Symbiodinium sp. CCMP2456 is the source of this 729-nucleotide messenger RNA. The record is from the annotation of a GenBank genome assembly. NCBI's taxonomy places the organism in Eukaryota, Dinophyceae, Suessiales, Symbiodiniaceae.